UUCUGUGCCCCCGCCGACGAGCUCAAAGGGAGGAAGGAGGGAUGUAUCGCCGCCUUCGUGCUCUGUCGCGGCGCUGCCAUCGAUUGGAGCUCGCCGCUGAGCUGCUGCACCGUCUCCAAGCCGUUGCGUCGCCGCUCAUCUCUUCACUGUCACUGCUCAACACCAUCGUCAUAUCCUCUGUCACCAGUUCGAAGGUGUGUAUGAUUUUGAUAGUGAUGAUGAACUGCAAUGGCUAAUUGAGAUACAGAAGGUGCUGGAAAUUUCAUACGUGCGUGCUAAACUAGGGAAAUCAUUCUGUAGGAAAGUGUCGAGCUGUAGGAGUUUUCAUUGGGUUCAUGCCCUCCUAGUGUGGGUCUUGAAGGGAUGCGUUGGUCAACUAUGUUGAUCAGUAUUCAGGUGGUUGCACGAAAUGGCUAAAAUCCACAUCGCCAUCAUCUUAUUGGGGCUCUGCCUAGUAUGCAAUUCGGCAGCUUCUAUUUACACCAAUCCUGGAUGGAAAAGCACUUUUGUAUUCAUUUGUUUCCUGAAUGGCCUAGUGUUUCUUCUUGGCUGGAAAAGCUUUUUGUGAGAGCCAUUCAAGAGCUAUGGCAGUGGUGGUCGCGGUUAUUGCGCGUGGUGGUGGAUACAGAGGAGAAGGAGGCGGUGGUGAUGGUGCUUGCUAUAGCUGUGGUGGUAGGUACAAUGGCGGAGGCGGUGGUGGAAGCUGUAACAACUGUGGAUAUUCUGGGCUUUUGCAAGGGACUGCCCAACAAGCUCUCGCUGAAAAAUAUUGAGAAAGUGACUCGUAGAGCACAGGAGCAAUUUCAGAUGGUUUUAGAGGAGAAAAGCAGGUUAUCUCUCUUUGUUUUUAUCUUUAUUUUCUUAUUAUUUAUGUUUUAUUUUCUGUCUUUAAUCUUUUUGUUACUUUGAAUAUAUUGGGUACUGGAUUAGAGUAGCCAUAAAUAAGAAGAAAAUAACAUGAAGCUAGGAUAAAAGAUAAGAUGCACAAUAAUUUCUGUACGUGUGUUAUUCCCAAACAUAAUAUGAAAAUUGCACGGAGUAUUAGAGACAUAUUCUCCUGUGUCCCGAUCCAAUUCUUUAUUGCCUCUAACAAGAAUUUCCAGGGUAGGGAUCAUCUUGAACCACAUUUCAUGAGAUGUGUAGUUUAAUGCAGUUAUUGUGC
This is a messenger RNA of Arachis ipaensis, 1162 nucleotides long. Lineage: Eukaryota; Viridiplantae; Streptophyta; Magnoliopsida; Fabales; Fabaceae. The record is from RefSeq and is a predicted model, not a curated record.